Molecule: messenger RNA, 2245 nt
Organism: Fragaria vesca subsp. vesca
Lineage: Eukaryota; Viridiplantae; Streptophyta; Magnoliopsida; Rosales; Rosaceae
Exons: 2
Coding region: 217-2031 (604 amino acids)
Molecular function (GO): calmodulin binding
Source: RefSeq, a predicted model, not a curated record
UGAAAGCAAAGCAAAGCAAACAAAACUAGAUACAGUUGCUUGCACGAUCUCUGAAAGCCAAGAAAGAAAAUCUCCCAACACCCAAAAAGGAGUGGUCUUUACUCUCAUUCACAUCGUCUAUUGUUUCGCUUUCUUUCUGGUUAAGCAGAGCCAUCAUCGCAGAAUUUAAAGGAUUAUCUGUUCUAAAUUUUGUACGAAAUAUCUUGCUUCUUUUUGAUGGCUGAUUCAAGUAUCAGUGUACCAAUGGCCCAAGAAUUAACAAAGCCAGAUGUGGGUAACUUGAGACGAAAUUCUACAGGAAAGAUACUAUCAUCAAACAGCGUAGAAAAAGUUCCUCAUUAUCUCAGGGCUUCCACUGGUUCCUGUCAUGAUUUUUGCAAGUAUGGGAGGAAAGAUGCAUUUGAAGAGAAGGAAAGAUGUCCGAUACGGGUUGCACCAAGAAGACUCUCAACUAUAUCAUUUGAUAGCCAUAACUCAGCAGACAGUGUGGUUUUGCCAGAGAGGAAGAAUAUAUCAGUAAUCAAGCUCAAUCAUUCACAUGAGUCCAAAACCUUCUUACCUGAUACAGGUACCAUCACCAAGCAGGCCAAGCAGCAAUUGCCAAAAAGGUCAGCUGACAGAAAAGAUGGUGUUGGGAGUGAGCUUCUUACUGAGAGGAAGAAGCUAUCAUUGGUAAAGUUCAAAACGUCAUCCGAUUCAAAACCUUCUUUAUCUUGUGUGCCCAAAACUGUGAAGCAAGAAGUUUCAUCAUCUCCUGAAAAGCUGAAAGUUUCUGCAAAGAAAGGUUGGACAAAACUUAAGGAGAAAGACUUGUCUACAAAACAUGUCACUUCUUCGAAGCCAAAAUCUUUAGCCACGAAGGAAUUGUCAUCUACUGAUACUUCAGGAGGUUCGAAGGGGAUAAGAAACAGUAAUUCAAAGGAAAGCCAGAGGACAGUCACCUCUCUGAAGCCAAACUCUUUGGCUGCAAACCAAAUUUCUUCUCUUGACUCUUCAGGAGGCUUAAAUGGCCUCAGGAAAAGUGAGGUGAAGAUGGGCAAGAAGGCAGGAACAUCCUUAGUCACUUUAAAGAAAGUAUUGGUGCCCCCAACAGGAUCAUUGUCCCCAAAACCUUCUCUCAGGAGAGUUGCAAGCUUAAAAGCACAGAACAGGAAUGUGAAAGUUACUCCUCUUAAGAAUCAGAACAAGAUUGGGAAAGUCAUAGCUAAGCAACUCGACAAUGAUAUGACUCCAGAGAAGACCUUGUAUGUCAUUAAGAUUGAGACUGAGAAUAAGCCUCUGGAAUCUGAUCAAGACAAAAAUUGUGAAGGUCCAUCACCACCUUCAUCGUCCCCAUCAUCGCCCAAGUCUGUGUCCCUCCCAAACAGCAUGCCACUUUCACCCCAUGACGGAGACAAAAAUUGUGAAGGUCCAUCACCACCUUCAUCGUCCCCAUCAUCGCCCAAGUCUGUGUCCCUCCCAAACAGCAUGCCACUUUCACCCCAUGACGGAGAAGAUCAAGAGUCUGAAUAUACAAUGACGGAAACUGAAGAGGACUCUUUCUCAGAAGACGGUGAAGUUGACAGUGAAGAAAAUGCAGAGACCCUAAAUGAGGAUUACAAAGGGAGGCCCAGAAAGUCUGGGAUCGUUUGUUCUGAAGAUGUGGAUAGCCAUCCUCUGAAGUUUAGGAGGGGAAAGGUGGUUGACAUGCAAUUCGAGAAUAAUAGACCAAGGAGGCUCAAAUUCAGGCGAGGAAAAGUGUUGGGAGAGAACGAAAACAUCAAGUCUGAUAACCAAAGGCGAAGAUAUAAGAAGAGAGAAGGUGUUGAUGGCGAUGCAAUUGGUACCGAUGCUGGUGCAGAAAAAGUUGUUUUGAGACAUCAAGAUGUUCAGGGGAAGAAAGAUGAGAAGGGGUUGUUUAACAACGUAAUUGAAGAAACUGCAAGUAAACUGGUUGAAACCCAGAAGAGUAAAGUCAAGGCCUUAGUUGGUGCUUUUGAAACAGUGAUCUCACUUCAAGAGCGCAAACCUUCUGCAAAUUCUGUUUCUUGAGAUGGGAGCAUAUGAUCAGGUAAUAAAGCCAAGCUUGUAAUGUGUGAAUUUGAGUUUACAAGCUUAUGGCACUGGAAAUAUGUGUAGGUAGAUUGCUUCAGUUGUCGUAGAUUUGAAUGGGAGUGUUGCGAGCACAGAUCAUACCAGAUAUAUAUAUGAUUGAUUUUUAGUUUCUUAUCUUUUGAAUGAAACAAUUAUACUCCUUAGUUCAUAU